UAACGUCUGUAACAUUUUAAGUUAAGUUGUGUUUAAAUAUCCUUCUAGCCUUGUAUUGUAGCCCACCGUUUCCCCCCUCUCUUUUAACAUGUCUUUCACUGUGUGUUUUGUUUGUUUAAGAGGUCAGGAUUGAGUGCAGCAGCUGAGCACACAGGGAGCACCAUCAUGAUGACAACAAAGAGACUGGACAACUUUGAGGUGGUGUGUGAGUGGGAUUCGUGUAACUUCAAGGGCCACACCAUGGAGGAGCUGAGCGAUCACAUGUCACUGCAUUUAAAAGACUACCUGGGGGACAACGAUGCCUUAGAGGAGCUGGAUGAGUAUGCUUGUCUCUGGGAAGGAUGUGAAUUUCUAUCCAUGGGUAGCCCUGCGGAGCUGGAGGUUCAUGCUUACUUCCACAACUACCACGGUAAGCUGAAGUUUGUCGGGUCACAGCUGCUCAAGUCCCGUCCUGAUCUGCCCAGCUGCAACCAAGGCUUGCACAGCAACAACCUGGUUCCUGAAGGAUCAGAUGGAUAUGUUUGCCAGUGGGAGCACUGUGAUAGUACAUUUAACAAUCCUGAGUGGUUCUACCGACAUGUGGACAAUCAUGUUGAAAGUGCCGAGUCACAGUCUCUCCCACAACAGCAGCAGGUUCUCUUCUGCCACUGGUCAGGUUGUGAUGCUUUCUUCAAAAUCCGAUACCGUUUAAGAGAACACAUGCGGAGCCACACUCAGGAGAGACUUGUAGCCUGUCCUACAUGUGGCAGCAUGUUCUCCAGCAACACAAAGUUGUUUGACCACCUACACAGACAGGCCGAGCCAGUCGAAGAGUCGCUGGUCUGUGAACACUGUGGCAAAGCUUUUUCUAGCGAGAGGCUUCUGAGGGAUCAUGUUCGCCAGCAUGUGAACCAGGUGAAGUGUCCCUUCUGUGAUAUGACCUGCACCACUUUGGCAGCUCUGAAGAUUCACAUCCGGUUCCGCCACUGUGAUGAGCGGCCUUUCCCAUGUGACUUCUGCGACAAGAGAUUUAAAAACAAUCGUGAUCUACAAAAGCACACAGAGGUUCACAAUGAGGGAACUGUGUAUCACUGUACGGUGGAGGGUUGUGAUUAUUCGUGCCACACAUUCCAAACCAUGAGCUACCACUACAAGAGAGUGCACGAGGUCGGGGGGAUGUCCAAAUACAAAUGCCACAUCUGUGAUAAGGUUUUCUCCUGGUGCUACACUCUCACACUUCACCUUCGCAAGAAGCAUGAGCUGAAAUGGCCCUCCGGACAUUCACGCUUUAGGUACAGGAAGGAUGUAGAUGGCUUUCUAAAAGUAAACAUGGUGCGGUUUGAGACUGUGGAAGUGACGAAGGAGAUCAUGAAGAACAUGGCCAAAAAGCCACAGAGCCUUCGGAAAAGUCAGAGAACCAGCAGCCGGAACAAGACGGCUGCAGUCACACCAGAAAGCGGGCGAAGCUCUCCCACAGGAUCCUCCUCGCCCUCCUCCAGCUCCUCCUCAUCGUACUCCUCAGAGCUCUCUGGGGCGGAGGACGUUUCUCCUCAGCCCAGCCCCAGAGGCAGUGACUCUCCGGUCUACUGUGUCAUGAGCACCAUCCCUCACAUUGAGGAGGAGCCAGGAGGACUGUCGCAGGAGGACUGUGAAGGAAGUGGGACAUCUGGAGCCGUCCAGGCCCUGACGGAGGUGGCGAGGGGCCUGGGGAUGGACGUGGUCUGAUUCAUGCAUGCUGCAUCCAUCACAGGCCCGCCAGUAGCAAUUAUGGUCAGGGAGACAACAUCUUCUAAUCCACACCCACUCCAGUACCAUAGACCUUAGCAUGGCCCCCCGAGCCGUGGCCUGGGGUCCUCUGUACCCCUUUACCCUGACUGAUCCAUCAUUGUAGCUGUUAUUCAAUGCAAUGGUUUGCUUCUUGUCGUGAAUUUUUCUGUGAAGUUACCCGAGGAGACAGGAACUGUUUUUUUCUGGCCAAAGCUUUUGCAUGGUCUCCAGUGUUUUCAGAGUGGUGUGACAUUGAAGUGGCGGUCUCUGCAGUUUAUUAUAGCAGCACUUAUAAACUGUAAUGCCUUAGCUUGGCUUUGUGAUGUCUCCCGUCUAUGGGGUUGCCUGUUAAUCUUGUCAAUGUUUCUGACAAAGCUUAUAUGAAUGAGAUGAGAGGUGAAAGCACAACAAAGCUAGGUUUACAAAAUGUUGCUUGACUUGUACUUUUACACACAAUGAUCUGUGAUACUUCCAUGAUGUUGCCUGACAGAGGAUUUCUGAAGACAUUAUUUUUUAUUGUAGCCUUGGAAUGUCAAUUCAUUUUAUUGUUAAAAUUUUUAAAUACAUUUUUGAUACAAAAGUAAA
This is a messenger RNA of Centropristis striata (black sea bass), 2331 nucleotides long. RefSeq lists its product as uncharacterized. Lineage: Eukaryota; Metazoa; Chordata; Actinopteri; Perciformes; Serranidae. Bases 166 to 1704 code for a protein of 512 amino acids. The record is from RefSeq and is a predicted model, not a curated record. The transcript is spliced from 9 exons. Gene Ontology annotation, molecular function: RNA polymerase II cis-regulatory region sequence-specific DNA binding; DNA-binding transcription factor activity, RNA polymerase II-specific. Gene Ontology annotation, biological process: regulation of transcription by RNA polymerase II; anatomical structure development.